UUGGAGAUGAUGGCCGAAGUAGCUAAGUACCUCAGCUCCCUUGUAGCAUUUUCGCCGCGCUUCCCCGCGGAACUCCAACCGGACCGGAAUGAGGGGUCGAUCAUCCGCAUCGCCCUCGGCGUCAUCGUGCAUCCGCAGCUUCACCGCGAGUCGAAUUGCAAAACAAAAUAACCGCCGAUCUGGCUGUUGUUCCAUUAUGA
Aspergillus piperis CBS 112811 is the source of this 200-nucleotide messenger RNA. RefSeq lists its product as uncharacterized. NCBI's taxonomy places the organism in Eukaryota, Fungi, Ascomycota, Eurotiomycetes, Eurotiales, Aspergillaceae. The transcript has a single exon. The coding region runs from base 7 to 171 and encodes 54 amino acids. The record is from RefSeq and is a predicted model, not a curated record.